This is a messenger RNA of Lemur catta (Ring-tailed lemur), 1863 nucleotides long. RefSeq names its product solute carrier family 25 member 20 (gene SLC25A20). Gene Ontology annotation, biological process: positive regulation of neuron projection development; mitochondrial transport; carnitine transmembrane transport. Bases 204 to 1109 code for a protein of 301 amino acids. Gene Ontology annotation, molecular function: low-density lipoprotein particle binding; O-acyl-L-carnitine transmembrane transporter activity. The record is from RefSeq and is a predicted model, not a curated record. The transcript has 9 exons. NCBI's taxonomy places the organism in Eukaryota, Metazoa, Chordata, Mammalia, Primates, Lemuridae. Gene Ontology annotation, cellular component: mitochondrial envelope.
GCCCAUCGAGGCGGGGCCGAGGCCGGAAGCAGCCCCUGGGCGGAAGCACAGGCGAGCAGACUGGGCCCUCCUCCCGACCUGCCCUGGGCUUGUCCCCGCCCACCCGAAAGUGGGUGAAAGGUCGCCGGCGCCGGCGCUGCCCCUGGGGCUGCUGAGCCAGGACCUCGAGGGAACCGACAAACUGACUGACAGACAGACUGACCAUGGCAGACCAGCCAAAGCCCAUCAGCCCGCUCAAGAACCUGCUGGCCGGCGGUUUUGGCGGCAUGUGCCUGGUGUUCGUGGGGCACCCCCUGGACACGGUCAAGGUCCGACUGCAGACUCAGCCACCAAGUUUGCCUGGACAGCCUCCCAUGUACUCUGGGACCUUUGACUGUUUCCGGAAGACUCUUACUAGAGAGGGCAUCAUGGGGCUAUAUCGGGGUAUGGCCGCCCCUAUCAUUGGGGUCACCCCCAUGUUUGCUGUGUGCUUCUUUGGGUUUGGUUUGGGGAAGAGACUACAACAGAAACACCCAGAGGAUGAGCUCAGCUAUCCCCAACUGUUUGCAGCUGGGAUGUUAUCUGGUGUAUUCACCACAGGAAUCAUGACCCCUGGAGAACGGAUCAAGUGCUUGUUACAGAUUCAGGCUUCUUCAGGGGAAACUAAGUACACUGGUACCUUGGACUGUGCAAAGAAGCUGUACCGAGAGUCUGGGAUCCGAGGCAUCUACAAAGGGACUCUGCUCACCCUCAUGCGAGAUGUUCCAGCCAGUGGGAUGUAUUUCAUGACAUACGAAUGGCUGAAAAAUAUCUUUACUCCAGAGGGAAAGAGGGUGAGUGAGCUAAGUGCACCUCGGAUCCUGGUAGCUGGGGGCAUUGCAGGGAUCUUCAACUGGGCUGUGGCAAUUCCCCCAGAUGUUCUCAAGUCCCGCUUCCAGACUGCACCUCCUGGGAAAUAUCCUAAUGGUUUCAGAGAUGUGCUAAGGGAGCUCAUCCGGGAUGAAGGAAUCACGUCCUUGUACAAAGGAUUCAAUGCAGUGAUGAUCCGAGCCUUCCCAGCCAACGCAGCCUGUUUCCUUGGCUUUGAAGUUGCCAUGAAGUUCCUUAAUUGGGCCACCCCAAACUUGUGAGGCUGAAGGCUGCUCAAGGCUUCUGGAUGCUGGAAGCUGUCGCUGAGGAAGAGUAGUAGGCAGGACUCAGCAGUCCUGAAGGGUGAGGGGAGGGAGAUGGUGGGAUCAGAGCUCUGUGCAUGGACUUGGUGAGACCAUUGCCUUAAUGACAUGCUCUACCUGUGUAACUUGGUGUGCCAUUUUGAAACUAGAAUUCACUCUUGUCAAUCUAAAGGAUCUCUAGAGCAUUUGGAGAUGGAACAAGUAGCUUCUAGACCACAUAGUAUCUGUGGCCAGAAUGCUGCCUACUGGUUGACUGCUAGUCUUACUACACCCAAAAUAUUCCUGGCUAAAGAGGUAAUCUCAGCUUCUCACUGGAUGUAAUAUGCAUGUUUUCAACUAGCUGACCAGGAGCUGGGGGCACCUUUAAUCUCUAGCCAGGAACACUCACCUGAUUUCCAGGGUACCAUCUAAUCCUGGGCCCACAUCUGCCUGUCCAAGUGGGCUGGGCAUAUAUCCCUAGAACAGAUAGCCUGUUAACUGUUAGAUUUUUAUUUUAUUUUAUUUUUUUACACAUGCAAAUAAUCAAAAUUAAAACUAUAGUAGCCCAAUUUCCCAGGAGUAGGUGGAAACUUUCUCUCCUACACAGCGAAGAUAGUUCCAGCCUGCUGGGAUAAGUGAGAAAGCUCAGGGUGUAGGAAGGCUCUUUUGCACACUCUUUUCUCAUGAGAGCACCCUAUUUUAAUAGGAAACAAUAAAUGUUGUUUCUAAUUUU